Messenger RNA from Brienomyrus brachyistius, 2825 nucleotides. Its product is annotated as transmembrane protein 237A-like. Gene Ontology annotation, biological process: cilium assembly. Bases 1497 to 2603 code for a protein of 368 amino acids. The record is from RefSeq and is a predicted model, not a curated record. The transcript is spliced from 12 exons. Gene Ontology annotation, cellular component: ciliary transition zone. NCBI's taxonomy places the organism in Eukaryota, Metazoa, Chordata, Actinopteri, Osteoglossiformes, Mormyridae.
UUCUGUCCCCAGCCCCCCCAUUUCCAGGCAGAACCAAGAAGGGAGGUGGUGAGUAACGUGCCUCUUCUGCUGCUCCUGCAUUCCCUGGGCUGGCGUUUAGGGAGUCUUGGGGGUAGUGCACCCUUUGGCGUCUGUUGGGCCUCCGCGGCUCAGACACUGGAAUGGAUGAAGGUUUAAAACAGAGAGUUUUUAACUCCCCGCUGGUAGAUACCUUCCUGUGGAAUUGGGGCCAUAUAAAACCGUAAUUCAUUACUGUUAAUUAGUGAAAGCCCAGGCAUUACGAUACAUUAGGUGUAUUUCAGAAUGAGAGUGAAUGGUGUGGUAUUUUUUUUUAAUGGUGAUCAAAUCUCCAUCUCUUAAUAAUGCAUGUAUUGACAAGUGCGUUGUGUUUCACGGAAAUGGCUUUUGGUUCAGGUGUUGCACUGGAUCAAUGCGGUUUAAUGCCUGUUUUUUCCCCCUGUUUUAUUUUGCUGUCUCUCAGUAUUAUAUGCCAAGUGCUGGUGUUGAAUUACUAUUGGGGUUGAAAAAGUUUUGGGAAUUUUCAAAGUUAGAAACUUUCCAUGGGAAUUAAUGGACAUGAAUUGGAAAUUUACAAAAUGACAGGUUAGCUUUUAGCAGAGAACUUAAAUGUAGUUAAAAUAACAUCUUUACACUAAUAGUGAUAUCAUUGUGUUACCAAGUGCUUUUAAGUUAUGUGUGUGCAAAUGCACGUCAAAAUAAGCAUGAAAAUGCACUGCUUACAAGCAAUAUUCUGUGUCGUAUUAUUCAUACAGUUUGCUUUCUUUGCCGUAUCUGACAGUAUUUCCCAAAUUCCUCAGGUUAGUUUCCCAUGCAAAGUUUCUGCCCCUUUGCAAGCCGAAUUACCACACUAAGUUUCUCUGACAUUUGGAGUGAAUUGCUUUAAUACUUUAUUUCAGCUUCUCUCUGCUCAUAACUCUGCACGUACCACAUCAGUGAACUUAUCCCCCUUUAUUCCGCUUGGUCUUUUCAGCGUCAGCCACGCGCUUUGCCCCCAGUGCCGAGUCAGGCCAAUGAUCUUGCCUGGAGAGCUAUGUCAAGUUUAAGAAGGGUGACACUCCUGUGCUGGACGUCAUCACGGAGAGAGAGAGUCAGAGGAGUGUUCACAGGUGACACAGGAUGAAAAGGCUUAUGGGUAGUUUGUUGGUGUGGUACCCUUGAACUUUAAUAUAAAUCAUAUAGAUGCUAUUAGUAAAUUUAUUUGCAUGACUUCUUUAUAGCACAGCCCAUUUAUGCUAAAAUUAUUCACUAAAGCAUUUAAUUCUUGUAAAUUAACUUUCAUUGGAGCACAACAGUCAACAACAGUGUUUCUUGAGUGGAAGAGGUCCCUGUGCUGAAAUUCUGUCCUGGCUUCUCCCUGCCUGCUUCUGCCCUCCUCAUGCUAUUGAUGCGUUUCUCUCUCUCUCUCUCUCUCUCUCUCUCCCCCCCUCUCAUUUUUCAUGUUUGUGGACAACUGAAGCGAAGACACUGGAGACGAAAUGCGACUCGCCAAAACCCGCAGGAAGAAGCAGAAAAGGGAGGCCAGUGAAGCAGGAGAUGCAGAGGAACCAGGGGUGGAAAUGGAUCGAGUUACCAAUGGAAGGCAGUCUGAAAGCCAGGAGCCCCUCACUCCAGAACACCAAGAAGUCGCUCCACACAGGAGGAGGAAGAAGAAGAAGAUGCAAGCCAUUGAUGUGGAUGAAGACAACCUAGUGAAUGGGGAUGGCGAAGGGCAUCACACAGAUGGGGAGGAACUGACCCGGAAAAACAGGAAAACGAAGAAGCCCAAAAUGGCUGAGCUGCAGUAUGCGAGUGAUCUUGACGUGCAAGAUGACGACAUCGUAACGGAUGUCCAGGCACCAGUCACCCAGAUUUCUCUGUUUUCAGCCCCGACUGGCCAUAGCCAGCCUGUCAGCAAAGUGUUUGUGGAGAGGAGCAGACGGUUCCAGGCCGCAGACCGCUUUGACCUGGGCGGGUCCAUUGGCCAGGUGGAGGACUACAUGGAGGUGAGACCCUUGUGGAGCACCAGGGACGUGGCCAUGAAGGUGCACAGUGGAUUCAGAGUAAUGGGACUCUUCUCACAUGGGUUCUUGGCGGGUUAUGCGGUAUGGAACAUUAUCACGGUGUACGUCCUGGCCGGCGACCAGCUCACGGCCUUGCCCAACUUGCUCCAGCAAUACCACAUGCUCGCCUACCCAUCCCAGUCCCUCCUAUACCUCCUGCUGUCCAUCAGCAUCAUCUCCACCUUCGACAGGGUGAACCUGGCUGAGGCUUCAGCGGCCCUCAGGAGUUUCCUCACUCUGGACCCCGCAGCACUUUCCUCCUUCUUGUACUUUGCAGCACUGAUCCUCUCACUCAGCCAGCAGAUGGCCAGCGACCGCAUCAACCUCUAUCCCACCAGCAAUGAGACCUUGUGGCCCCCAGGCUCUGAGCUCCAAGUCCUACAGCCAUGGAUUGUGGUGAACCUAGUGGUGGCUGUACUGGUCAGUCUGGCCUGGAUCUUCAUCUCCACUAGGCAUGAUGUGGACUUCACUGAGGAAUUCUUAUUGGCAAUGGAUGUGGACGGCUGUAUAAGACAGGAAGAGAAACCAGAGGUCCUUGCCUGAAGGAGUUUUCUGUCCAGCUUUCUUCCUGCUCAUUUCGGAUAAUUUCCACCAUAUUCUAAAUACUUGUUUCUCAGCGUAUCGCUGAAACGAUAUAAAGGUUUUACCCAAAGUGUUUAUUCGGGUGCUUUUAAGAAACUGUUUUUGCGCCUGUAAACUGUAUAUAUGCUUUUUGGUGCACUGAGUAAAUCUCUUAAAAAAAUACAGUAUUGCCCUAAUUUUGAA